AUGUGCCACUGGGCCGGCCACAGGCUUCCUUCCCUCUUGCCUCGGAACAAGAGUCGUGUCUCCGACAAGAGACCCAGCUCCACCACGCUUGCUACCCUGGCGCGCGCCGUCAACGUUGACAAGGCCUCCCAAAGGUUUACAGACUUCCAGAGUCAUCAGACGAAGAUUCUCGCCCAACACUUCGGACAACAUCCCUGCGUCUACAGCCAGAUCAUCCCUAAACGGUGA
Messenger RNA from Colletotrichum destructivum, 228 nucleotides. RefSeq lists its product as uncharacterized. The transcript has 2 exons. Lineage: Eukaryota; Fungi; Ascomycota; Sordariomycetes; Glomerellales; Glomerellaceae. The coding region runs from base 1 to 228 and encodes 75 amino acids. The record is from RefSeq and is a predicted model, not a curated record.